Molecule: messenger RNA, 906 nt
Organism: Zonotrichia leucophrys gambelii
Lineage: Eukaryota; Metazoa; Chordata; Aves; Passeriformes; Passerellidae
Exons: 7
Coding region: 1-780 (259 amino acids)
Source: RefSeq, a predicted model, not a curated record
AUGGACAGAGUCUGUUUUUUUAAUCAGCAUAAGACAGCAAAAUACAGUUUACCUUUAACUGCUGCUCUGUUGGUUCUUUGGAUAAAGACAAAGUGUGACUCAGGGACUGCUUUCCUGGCUGCAUACCGCUUAUCAUCCAAGGAGUAUGGAAUAUGUGCGUGCCAGCCUCAGCAAGAUUUUACCAAAAUCCGAGCUUUUGCCGGUCAAAGUGAAUGCAAAAGUACAACCAUAGAUGAUGUGAAUGGGUUUCUCAAGAAAUUUUCAAAAUGCAUGCCUGAAAUCAUUGCCAAGGGUGAAAAAGCUUCAGUCAAUUUCCUGGCAUGGACGCUGCAAGAAACUCUUGAUCUGCUGCGCCCUGUUCAGGAGCAAUUUUGCAAGCAGCUACCUCCAUGCCCACGCCCAGUGGCCCCAAAAAACGGGGGACUGGUGUGCGUGACCAUUGACAGCACUCAGUACUGCAAACCCAUGUGCAACCAGGGUUAUGACUUCCAGUUCCUCAGGAGCAGCAGGCUGUAUGAGGAGUGUGGCAAUGCCACGGGCUUCUCCUGGACCACGCAGCUGGUUGGGGAAAAGGCACUGGCAGUCUGCAGCCCCUCUGAGGUGGCCAUCAGUGGAGCUAAAUCUGCCUAUUUCCCCAGCAACAGCAGCUGUGUGCACACGGCUGCCUUCCCCGAGGCUCAGGCAGAGCAGCUGAACACCUUCCUGCGGGAGCUGGCCGAGCGCGGCAUCGACGGCUCCAGCCGGGACCCGGGGGCUGACUGUGUCACCUGUGGCUACUGACAGCAGCCUGGGCACAGCCAGCCUCUCACAGCAUCACAGAGCACUGAAAGCGUGGCUAGCACCUGUAAACACACAGCUUUUAUUUUGUUAAAGUCCUGGAGAUCGUAGUCAUGACCUCAGCUUUGG